CCGGGCGCCGAGAAUGUUUGCAUCUCGCAAAGUGUCAAGAUGUAUUUCUAUCCGUUCCUCGACGACGCGCUCUGACGACGCGAGUAAUUCGCGCGUGCGAAAAUUUCGCGAAGAAUCACGCAAUCGUGGUGGCUGCCGACAUUUGUACAUCCCAGCACAAGGCGCAAAUCACGAGAACGCGACCUUCGCCUCGCAAUGUUUUCGCUGUGAUAAUUCACGUUCGCGCUUCUUUGUCGCGCGUUGUACUAACUUUCGGCGCGUAGUGUUGAUUGUUGUUGCGAGCGAAAAUUGUGUAAAUUAUACAAAUAUAUUAUUUGAGGAUGGAACUAUCAUCAGAAAUAUUGGAAAGCUUGGUUAUGGAUAACAAGGAUGUCAUGGAGGUAUUAAAAGAAGAAAAUAUCACAGAAGAGGACAUCAUAUUUGAAUCUGAAGUGGCGGAAGAUUCAGAGGAAGCAGAAAUAGAAGAGAUUAUAGAAAUAAUUGAGGAAGUGGAAGAGUGUGACGAAACUCCAAGUGAUGAUGCAUCCUCAUCCAAGGAUAAUAAUAAAUCUAAGAAUGCGAAAGAUAGUGAAUUGGUUGAAAAGACAGGAAGAAAAGAGCAAGAAUCCAAGAAAAACAUUGAACUUUAUGGUUCUGAUGAGGAGAAUUUAGAAUUUUCUCCGCAGUCUGUAAAACAGCCAACCAAGAGUGCAAGUAAUAAUGUACAGAAGAUCACUAAAAAGCAAGUUAUAAACUACGAUGUAGAUGAAGAUUGGGAGGAUGAAGAAUUGGAACGUGCGGAUGAAUUAGAUAAGAAUUCCGAAAUAACGAACAAUCGCCCAAGCUCUUCUCAGAAUCAAGCUAAUAAAAGAUAUGUAAAUAAUCAAACUGUUUCGCUGCAAUCAAAUAAAUCAGAUUUAAGCAUUCAUGUGGAUUCCGUAGGAAGAUCAAAUAAGUCCCGCAUUGACAGUGGAAUUGGAAAUAAUGUUAAUAAUAUUGAAGAUAACAAUGAGACGCCACACGAAAUAGUAAAGAAUGUGGAGAACAAUCUAUUGUACACUGUACUUGGGACGAAAAAGCAAGACAACUCUGCAAAGCAACAACAAGAGAGACUCAACGAUGGAAGUUAUGUCAGAAUGGAACGACUCAACGAAAACACUAUACCAGUCGAAGGUACAAUCUAUUAUGAGGGCGACAACAUGGAGACACUUUAUGUGGCACAAGCUGUCGAUGACAAUGAGCAAUACCAGUACGACAAUGCCGCAAUGGAACAAGAUGAACAAAUGUCUUGGGAAGUUGUAAAUCCCGAGCCGGUUUCAAAUCAAGAGGAUGAUAGUUCUCAAGAUCAAAUAUUUUUACACGAGGACGAAGACGGUCAGUUAUACUUUAAGGAUGCAAAUGGUGUUUUGCAGCCGGUAUACAUGACUGACGAUGGAAAUUACGCGAUCGCCGAAAGUAGCGACGAUCAUAUCAGUAAAGAGAAAUCUCAGAACAGCAACGCCAUGGAGGAGGACGAGGAAUCUUUCAACUUGCCCGAUCUAGAUUCCAGAUCCGUUUCUAAUAAACAGGAUCUCGACAACGAGGACAAUACUGUAACGAUAUCCUUGAUAAUAUCGGAGGACGAAAACGGACAGAAGAGAACUCAGGUCAUCAUCCCGACGACGGACAAUUUGAAGUGUGACAUCUGUAACAAGAGCUUCAAAACAUCUUUCCAAUUGCUCAGGCAUAAUAGACUGAAGCACGCGCGCGAGGAAGAUAUAACCACGAGAAACUUUCCUUGCGACUUGUGCCCUAAAAGGUAUCCAGAUCAGACUUCGCUGGCUCGCCACAGGAAGACGCAUACCGGCGAUCGGCCGUUUCAGUGCUUGGAAUGUCACAAAAACUUCCCCACGUCUACGGCGCUACGUCGCCACUUGACGCAGCACAAUUCACAAUCGCGACCGCUUCCGUGCAUCUAUUGCGGCCGACGGUUCAUGGAUAAGGCUAGUCUGAAAGUGCACGAAGAGUCGCAUAUGCCUAACGAACAGCGGAAGUACGUGUGCGAUAUAUGUCACAAGACUUUUACUCACAUAACCGACCUCAGUAUGCACAAGAAGUAUCACGAUCCCGAGAAGAAAUUUGAUUGCGAAGUGUGCGGCCGCGAAUUCAACAGAUUGAACAACCUGCAAAGACACAUGAUGGUCCACCAACAACAACAGGGAGGCACCGAGGAGAUACUUUCCUGCGACGUUUGCGGAAUCACAUACAAAUUCAUGAGUUCGUUGACAAGGCACAUGGUUACCACGCACAUGAACCCGGAGAAACUGCGGCAGCAGGCGGAGGAGCAGCGAAGGAAACGCGAGAAUAAUUAUCGGAAGUAUCUAGAAAACAGAAAGAUGUACGAAACUCAGCAUUCGCCUUAUACUACAAGGCGUAGCUAUCAUCGUAACAACGAUGAAACGGCCUGACUUGCACCAUCUCGUAGUUUCCUGAUAGUUCCGUAAAGUGCAGCCGUAAGAUUUCUUAAUUUCUAUGUGUAAGUUUGGCGGUAAUAUACAGACGACAACAAGGAUAGCGCUUGAAUGGCGACAUCUUUACAUCGUUAAUUGGCAUAACAAUACAGAUAUGUGCAUUUAAUUUAACGAAUAUAUCAAUACUGUAUUAAUUAGGAGAUAUGAAAUAUAUAGAUGUCUUGA
Messenger RNA from Linepithema humile (Argentine ant), 2654 nucleotides. Its product is annotated as zinc finger protein 311. The record is from RefSeq and is a predicted model, not a curated record. Gene Ontology annotation, biological process: regulation of transcription by RNA polymerase II. Gene Ontology annotation, molecular function: DNA-binding transcription factor activity; RNA polymerase II cis-regulatory region sequence-specific DNA binding. NCBI's taxonomy places the organism in Eukaryota, Metazoa, Arthropoda, Insecta, Hymenoptera, Formicidae.